Messenger RNA from Fusarium redolens, 1164 nucleotides. RefSeq lists its product as uncharacterized. The record is from RefSeq and is a predicted model, not a curated record. Gene Ontology annotation, cellular component: cytosol. Gene Ontology annotation, molecular function: hydrolase activity, hydrolyzing N-glycosyl compounds. Lineage: Eukaryota; Fungi; Ascomycota; Sordariomycetes; Hypocreales; Nectriaceae. The coding region runs from base 1 to 1164 and encodes 387 amino acids. Gene Ontology annotation, biological process: cytokinin biosynthetic process. The transcript is spliced from 2 exons.
AUGGCCGCAGAUAAGAUGGAAGAAAUUACACACCGAGGAAAACUCCCGAUUCUUGUUGGGGGUUCAACUUCGCUCGCUAUUCCUUUACUGCAUGAGGCUAUUAAGCGACAGUACCGGUUCAUUGCAGCAACUUUGGUUCCACGUCAAUCCACAUACUGGCAGUUCAUCCAAGUUAGUGCCAGCGAGAUGCUCGAACGCGGCCUGCUGGAUGAGCUUGAGGAGUUGAGAGAUCUGCAGCAGAGUUUGCUCGCUGACAACGCAUGCUUCCAUAAAGGUGUCUGGAAGGCCAUCGGGUACCAGGAGUUCUAUCCGUAUCUCGAAGCAGACACGUCAUGCAGCAGCCGUCAGUCCUCGUUCCAGAGAGGUCUCGCACUCAUGAACGCCAACACCUUGCAGUAUAGCUUCCAUCAGCUCGAAUGGAUACGCUCCAUCCUGAGCCCUUUCCUGAAUCAAGCGGGUGUAGUCUGCCACAUUGAACUCGAGCGCAAAAUCUCGAGUGGUUGGUCUAUUGUAGGACCCCCUUUUCUCCGGCUCGUUGAGAUUGAGCUGACCUUCACCAGUGGCGGAUCUUCGCCGGGGAAUGAUCCGAAACACAUUGAUGCAGCAAAGAAACUUGCUUUUGCUCUGCACCAGCAUAACUUCAAGCUUGUCUACGGCGGCGGAACAACUGGGAUCAUGGGUGCCAUUGCCAGCACUCUCGUAACACUAUCCGGCCCAAGCGCAGUCCAGGGCAUCAUUCCCGUCGCACUCGCAAAGUACGAAGAGAGAGUCACCAAGAAGAGUGCCGAUCCGUCAAAGUUCGGAAGACGGACCGUUGUAAAGGACAUGCAUACCCGCAAGAGACUCAUGAUCGACGCAGUCAUUGGUGGUACCCCCGGGAGUGGCUUUGUCGCUCUAAGUGGCGGAUAUGGCACUUUGGAGGAACUCCUUGAAACAACGACUUGGUACCAGCUUGGUAUACACCAGUGCGGUAUCUGCGUCUUUGACGUGUGCGGGUUUUACAAGGGUUUGCUGGACUGGGUUCAUCAAGCUGCACUGGCAGGGUUUGUUGGCACGGAGGAUGCUACUAUUCUGAGGAUCGCAACGACAGCCGAGGAAGCCAUUGGCUAUCUCGGUAGCCAAAAUGGGCGUUAUUCACGAAAAGGUCAGCUUGAAUGGGAUUAG